Molecule: messenger RNA, 283 nt
Organism: Aplysia californica (California sea hare)
Lineage: Eukaryota; Metazoa; Mollusca; Gastropoda; Aplysiida; Aplysiidae
Product: tubulin alpha-1 chain
Biological process (GO): microtubule cytoskeleton organization; mitotic cell cycle
Cellular component (GO): cytoplasm; microtubule
Molecular function (GO): structural constituent of cytoskeleton; GTP binding
Source: RefSeq, a predicted model, not a curated record
UCUCUCUCUCUCUCUCCCCAGGUGUCAACAGCUGUAGUAGAGCCGUACAACUCAAUCCUGACCACCCACACCACCCUGGAGCACUCAGACUGUGCCUUCAUGGUGGACAACGAGGCCAUCUACGACAUCUGCCGCCGGAACCUGGACAUUGGACGACCUACUUACACCAAUCUCAACCGUCUGAUUGGCCAGAUUGUGUCCUCUAUCACAGCGUCUCUUCGAUUUGACGGAGCCCUGAACGUGGAUCUGACGGAGUUUCAGACCAACCUGGUCCCCUACCCCC